AGUACCAACGAGUUUGUUGACUCUGUUGUUGUUGUUGUUGUUGUUUUGCAGUUUGAAUACGUAAGUCAACCAGUAUUUACUGUUAAAAUGGCUGUAAAAUAUGUUGGACGUUUUUGCAAACAGGCAAUCAUCUCCCGGGCUGCUACGUUUUCAAGGCAUUUUAAAAUGUCUGCAUCUACUCCUGCCUUGAUAGCUUUGAAUUGUGAUGACGGCAAAGAAUUACUCAAAACAUCAACAUAUCGACAAGAUGACAUAAUUAAAUACUUCGGUAAACAGAAACAUCGAACCAUGUGUGGUUUGCAGACAGCCGCCAUUGUCAUGAACGCAAUGAAGCUGAACAGUGACUCCCUCUAUCGUGAGGAAACCAUGUUUGAUUUGCAACCAACUUUGUCGGUACUGGAUAAAUCUAAAGUUGAAACACGUGGAUGUACAUUGCAAGAGAAAUCUGAUUUAUACCGAGCAUUCAACCUUGAUGUCGAAACAUACCAUGCAUCUGAUAGCAGCGAAGAAGAAUUCCGACAGAUUGUUAAAAAGACACUGGUUCAGAGCAAUUGUGAAAGUACAAUGGUCAUCAACUACCAUAUGGAUGUCCUAGGUCAAGGUGUACCCGUUGGACACAUUAGUCCACUAGCUGCUUAUCACCAAGGAAGUGAUCGGAUAUUAUUGAUGGAUGUCUGGCCGGACACGUAUGAGUUAUGGGCACCAACUAAAGAUCUUUUCAAUGCUAUGAACACCAUAAACACAGUUGACAAUAAAAGCAGGGGGUAUAUUGUAGUGAAACAAAAAAAAAAAUUGUAGUAACAAUUGCUAUUGAAUUUCUCUGGAAGCAUGUUUCUAGUUGAAGAUCUUAGAAUCCAUAGAAUAAGUCUGCAUUAGAGAUUCGAUGCUAAUAAUAAAGUUGAUGGCAGCAGCUAAA
Saccoglossus kowalevskii is the source of this 916-nucleotide messenger RNA. RefSeq lists its product as uncharacterized. Gene Ontology annotation, molecular function: glutathione gamma-glutamylcysteinyltransferase activity; metal ion binding. NCBI's taxonomy places the organism in Eukaryota, Metazoa, Hemichordata, Enteropneusta, Harrimaniidae. The record is from RefSeq and is a predicted model, not a curated record. Gene Ontology annotation, biological process: response to metal ion; phytochelatin biosynthetic process.